Messenger RNA from Hippoglossus stenolepis (Pacific halibut), 1749 nucleotides. RefSeq names its product mitochondrial ribosomal protein S2 (gene mrps2). Gene Ontology annotation, molecular function: structural constituent of ribosome. Gene Ontology annotation, cellular component: mitochondrial small ribosomal subunit; ribosome. The record is from RefSeq and is a predicted model, not a curated record. Gene Ontology annotation, biological process: translation. The transcript is spliced from 4 exons. NCBI's taxonomy places the organism in Eukaryota, Metazoa, Chordata, Actinopteri, Pleuronectiformes, Pleuronectidae. The coding region runs from base 88 to 897 and encodes 269 amino acids.
CAUUUUAACGCUGAUUGGCUUCCUCCGUAAACCGGAAAUGAUAAAGACGAAGAAUCUGACCUUCCGCGGUAGGUGACUCCUGCAAGCAUGGCUGCCCGAGCACUGACCAAAGGACUGUUGGGGCUGCGGCAGCUGCGAGCUGCUACCACCGGAUACUCGUGUGGUGGACAUCAAUAUGCUACUGCUACGGCCGCUAAACCUCUUCAACCUGUACACGACGAUGUUUCAGAAAAGGCCCUGAGCCUGCCUCUGGACAAACCGGACUUUUUCCGUGUGGCUGAGCUCUUCUCGGUGAAAGACCUGUUCGACGCCAGAGUUCAUCUCGGACAUAAGCAAGGCUGCAGGCACAGACUUAUGGAGCCCUACCUGUACGGCUGCCGCUUGGACCAAGAUAUAAUCGAUCUUGACCAGACUGUGGAGCACCUUCAGCAAGCCCUGAACUUCACUGCCCACGUUGCGUACCGUGGCGGCGUCAUACUGUUCGUCAGCCGCCGCCGUCAGUUCGGCCACCUGGUGGAGAGCACCGCUCAGGAUUGCGGGGAAUACGCCCAUACGCGGUACUGGCAGGGGGGGCUCCUCACCAACGCCCCCAUCCAGUACGGCCCAGGCGUUCGCUUACCAGACCUCAUCGUCUUCCUGUCCACCCUCAACAACGUGUUCCAGCAGCACGUGGGCAUCAGAGACGCAGCGAAGAUGAACAUUCCCACAGUGGGUGUGGUGGACUCGAACUGUAACCCCUGCCUCAUCACGUACCCCGUGCCUGGGAAUGACGACACUCUGGUUGCCAUGGAGCUGUACUGUCGCUUAUUCAAGAUGACCAUCAGCCGUGCCAAAGACAAAAGGAGGCAGAUGGAGCUGGUGCACAGCCUCACAGCUCCCUCCACGCCAAGCUCAUGACAUCAUAUCUUCUGAUACAAGAGACAUUAAUAAUUGUGUAUUAAUGAGUUAAGACUGGCUGCGGCUCCCAUUCAUCAUCUAUAUUUAGAAAAGCUGUGAUGUUGGUGUAUGGGGACAAGUUGAAUUAGCCAGUGCUGUCUUUGUAUGAAGACUGAAGUUGUGUAAAAGUUAUAAAGUAUGUUGUGCAUCACUGUUGACGUCUAAAAUCAGACAGCUCUUUGUGUUACUGCCAUAUUCACACUCACAUGCUCUAGUCUAGAACAUAACAACCCUUUACAUUAGGGAAGCACCAAUCUGAACUUGGUUUUUAGUAUCAUUUUGAGAAUCAACCCAAUACCAGUGUUUAAUGAGAUGGAGGGCUGUGCAAUAUAACCACAAUCUCAACUAUUUAAACAAUAGAGCAUAAUAUGAAACAAGGGGUUUUCUAUUGUCACAUAUUGUACAGUGUCAUUGGCUUUAGGACUCAUUCUAGCAAGUGUGAAAUAUGUUUUUCGUUCUCUUCAUGCUUAUUAGCUCUCCAAGCAAAAUGUACUGGUGCACUACUUACACAUGAUGUAGUAAGCACAUAUAUAAUUAAACAGAGUCAUUUCUAUUAUUCUUACUGAAAUCCAGUCAGUAUUAGACCGGUGCUUCCCUGGUUUACGUUAUAUCUUCAUCUCUAAUCACAAUAUUCCUGUCAUGCUGCCACUGUCUUGUACCCUUGAGGCUUUGUUGGUGCAGGUUAAACCCAGUAAAUAUAAAUCAACACAUGGACUCAUUUCAAACGUAUGUGCGGCAACAUGUCACAACAAAAUGUCAUAAAGCCUUUAAAUGAAUAAAUGCAUAUUGUGUGUAUAUAAAUUUGAAACUGUU